Molecule: messenger RNA, 3690 nt
Organism: Poeciliopsis prolifica (blackstripe livebearer)
Lineage: Eukaryota; Metazoa; Chordata; Actinopteri; Cyprinodontiformes; Poeciliidae
Product: protein PAT1 homolog 1-like
Biological process (GO): deadenylation-dependent decapping of nuclear-transcribed mRNA; P-body assembly
Cellular component (GO): P-body
Molecular function (GO): RNA binding
Source: RefSeq, a predicted model, not a curated record
GACGUCAGAUACGUGCUCGUUCACGUCGGUUCCGUACGCGCGGUGCCUCUGCGUCAGUCUCGCGCCUCCUCGCUCCCGAUGCUCUCCUUUUCCCAACAACCAGAAGAUAGAUGUUCCGAUUUCAGUCCCUGGAUGACGACUGUACUCUGGAGGAAGAGGAUGAUGGGCUGAUUGAGGAGGAAGAUGAGAUCGAUCAGUUUAAUGACGACACGUUUGGAGCCGGCGCCAUCGAUGACGACUGGCAGGAGGAGCACAAGCGCCUGGCGGAGCUGGACGAGCGGGACGGGCUGGGCGCCAGGCGGGGCCAGGGGGGCGGAGACUCCUCCCCGGGCCCCGCCUCCACCGCCGUGGGUCGGCACCCUCCGCUCGGCUUCUCUUCGUCUUCCUCUGGACUGCCGGGUCACGACGAGCGAUCGGGAGGCGGCGACCUGGCCGAGUCUCUGGCCCGCUUCAUUCUGGACGCCGACCCGGCCAUCGCCGGCGUCGGAGCGGCAGAGAGGCGCGGGCCGGCCCCCGGGUCGGCCGGGCCGGUUCUGUCCGCGCUGCGGGGCCCGGACCAGCCCAGAGUCCUGCAGCAGCCCGCCUGCAUCCCCCCCAAACACCAGCUGCCCCCCGGACCCCCCGCCUCAGGCCUACCCGCCUCCUCCGUGCUCAGCUACCAGCAGCAGCAGCACCUCCUGCGCAGAGGAGCCGCUCCCAUGGGCCAGAUGAACUCUCACAGCAUCUGGGACAACAGCAUGGGCUUCGGGCCGGUCAGCGUCACGCCGGGACUCGUCACACACAUGGAGGACAGUCCACUGAUGUCCAUCAUCAAGGAGGUGGGGCUACCGAAGCGCCCUCCUCAGGGGAGGAGCGAUGAAGGUCACGACCUGUCAGAGAGAGCCCCGCCCCCCCCCCCCUCCUCCUCCCCUGUGAUUGGCUCUCCUCCGGUGAGGGCGGUGCCUAUCGGGACGCCGCCCAAACACCCGAUGAGCCUGAACCACCAGGUCCACCACCCCACGGCGGUCCAUGUGCGAGCCCCGGUCCAGCACCGGUACCCGGCUCCGUUCCCUGAGCGCCUCUCCCCCAACACGCUGCUCAACAUGGCCAAUUCUCCGUUGUGUCGCGGUCCGUUCCCUCCCAGAGUCGGUCCGGUUCUGUCUCAGCUCCAACGGGCUCAGCUGCUCAACUCCCAGGUGGCAGGUUUUCCUCGCGGCGGCCCCGGCCCUCCCCUGCUGGCCGGCGCCGGGUUCAGGCCCUUCUUCGGGGGCCCCCCUCCUCCUCACGGCCACAGGAUGGGCCCCCCGCCGCCGCACGGCCCCCCCAACCACACGGCGCCCAUCAGGCACAACACGACGCACCUCCACCCUCAGCACCGCCGCAUGCCGCAGCGCAUGCAGAGCCGCGGCGGCGACCGGGUCAGAACCGGGCUGGACCGCCGCAGCCGAGACCCGUACAGCAACCUGAUGAGCCAGAAGGAGAAGGAGUGGGUCACCAAGAUCCAGAUGAUGCAGCUGCAGAGCACCGACCCGUACCUGGACGACUACUACUACCAGAACUACUAUGAGAAGAUGGAGAAGCGUCAGGAGAAGGAGCGGGACAGCAGCAGGAAGGAGCACACCACCAAGCUCAUCACUCCGCAGGUGGCCAAGGUGGAGCACACCUACCGGCCAGUUCAGUUUGCGGGGUCUCUGGGGAAGCUGACCGUGUCCAGCGUCAACAACCCGAGGAAGAUGAUCGACGCCGUGGUAACGACCCGCUCCGACGACGAGGAGAAGAGGGAGAAGCAGGUGUGGAACAAGAGGCGCCAGGUGCUGUACACCGUGGAGAAGAUGUACAGUCUGCUGCUGGAGGUCCAGGACUUCGAGAAACGCUUCGUCCAAACGCCAGAGGAGGACAGAGACGCUCUGCUGGAGCAACACAAGAGCAACACGGAGCAACUGAGCAACUCGCUGCAGGACGGGGACUGGGAGGACAGGGUGAGCGAUGAGCAGUGUGUGAUGAUCCUGUCGGUGCGGAAAGGGAAGCGUCUCGUCUCCAGGCUCCUCCCCCUCCUGCCCGGGGCGCAGGCUGCUGGCGUUGUCAUGGUGAUUGCACGCAACCUCCCCGCCUUAGCGAAGAAGGACAAGCAGGACCAGGCGUUGUGCUGCCUGGUGGAGCCGGUCUCUGCAGUCAUCCAGUCUCUGUCCAGCUCCGCCCUCACAGACCUGCUGCAGGAGCUGCAGGGCGGCGAGGGCCAGCUGGCCGCCGCGCUGCAGAACAAGUUCGGCGUGACGCUGCUGUUUCUCAUCCUGAGCGAAGGAGAGCGCAUGCAGAGCUCCGACCCAAACUGUGAGCUCAUGGACGACAAUCGAUGGACUGAGUUGGUGUUCUCGGUGACCAGGGAGCUGCUCGGCGUCCCGUCUUCAUCGCUGGCUCCGCCCCUCUUCACGCCUCCCAACCUGCUGUCUCUGUUCUCGCGCUACGUGGAUCGGCAGAGGCUGGAGCUGCUGCAAGACAAGCUACAGAUCUCUGCUUCAUCCAGGUAGAAGUUACUACAUCAUCAUCGUCAACAUGGCCCCUCCCCACUCAAUGCAGAACUUUGGUGUGUGUGUAAGGGUGUGUGUGUGUGUGUGUGUCAGGGUGUGUGUGUGUGUGUGUCAGGGUGUGUGUGUGUGUGUGUCAGGGUGUGUGUGUGUGUGUCAGGGUGUGUGUGUGUGUGUCAGAGUGUGUGUGUGUGUGUCAGGGUGUGUGUGUGUGUGUCAGGGUGUGUGUGUGUGUGUGUCAGGGUGUGUGUGUGUGUGUGUGUCAGGGUGUGUGUGUGUGUGUGUGUGUCAGGGUGUGUGUGUGUGUGUCAGGGUGUGUGUGUGUGUGUGUCAGGGUGUGUGUGUGUGUGUCAGGGUGUGUGUGUGUGUGUGUGUGUGUCAGGGUGUGUGUGUGUGUGUGUCAGGGUGUGUGUGUAAGGGUGUGUCUGUGUGUGUCAGAGUGUGUGUGUGUGUGUGUCAGGGUGUGUGUGUGUGUGUGUCAGGGUGUGUGUGUGUGUGUGUGUCAGGGUGUGUGUGUGUGUGUGUGUCAGGGUGUGUGUGUGUGUGUCAGGGUGUGUGUGUCAGGGUGUGUGUGUGUGUGUGUCAGGGUGUGUGUGUGUGCUCUGGAGGCGAAUCCGUCUGGAUCAUUUUAAAGCAGAAGAAUCUCUCGUCACAUGUUGUUUUUCUGUUUAGUCUGGUUCUUUCUGUGUGUGUGUGUGUGUGUGUGUCAGGGUGUGUGUGUGUGUGUGUGUCAGGGUGUGUGUGUGUGUGUGUGUGUGUGUGUGUGUGUGUGUGUGUGUGUGUGUGUGUGAGCAGGUGUGUUUGUGAAACAACCUGAAUGAUGACAAAAAUGAAAUCUGCAUUUUUAAAUAUCUUGUUUACAAUUAUGCCUGUGAUAAAAUUAAAAGUAUUUCUAUUAUAUAGAAAGUGUUUCUGUUCUGCUUCCUGUCUGAGUCAUGAUUGGUGCUUUCGUCGCCAUGGUAACGACAACAUCCUGCAGUGAUGCAUGAAUUCAUGCCAAAGGAGUCCAGACCACGUUCUGCUUUGAUCACAUCCAGAAUUAAAAAGCUUUAGUUUUAUUGGUCUGAUCAUUUAAUAUUUAUCUAAUAAAACUCUUGCAUUUCCACCAACUGUUUGUCAGAAUCAUUAAAUAAUCAGGUUUACCUCUGAGUUGCUAUAGAAGUCAAAUAAAAAGGUUUGCAUCACA